AUCAUUAUUCCAACAUCGUAGUAGCAAUCGUGUGUGUAAUCGACUCGAAUUGAAUUGAUUAGAGGACAUACACAUAAUAAUUAUUUGUUGCCUAAUUGCCCAAAACAGUACUUAGUGCCGUUUAAGCAUCAACCUUGUCUCGUCGUCGUCUGCGAUAACUUUACAAAGAAAAAAAAAGUGCCAAGAAAAAUUCGAGAGCUCUUUCUACCUGAGAAUUAACACAAACAGUGCAUCACGAUGGGGCGAUACAGCGGCAAAAAGUGUCGUCUCUUGACGAUGAUGUGGCUAACCACAUUUUUCUUCUUCGUCGAGAUAAUUGUGGGAUAUGUAACGAAUUCUAUGGCUCUCGUGGCUGACAGUUUUCACAUGCUCGGCGAUAUAGCGGCGUUGGUGAUAUCUUUCUUAUCGAUAAAGAUGUCGCCGAAGAAAUGGUCAAAAAACACCUUUGGAUGGGCGCGCGCGGAAGUUUUGGGCGCAUUAGUGAAUGCCGUGUUCCUCGUUGCUCUGUGUUUUAGUAUUACCAUAGAAGCGUGCAAACGUUUCAUCGAAGAAGAGCACUUGCAUCAGCCAAAAUUAGUCGUAAUUGUAGGAGUAAUUGGAUUGUUAGUUAAUACAUUGGGACUUGGAUUGCUGUACGAGCAUGGCGGGCAUUCGCACAGCAGUUUAACGUCGAAUCACGAAACUCUCGUCCAUUUGGCGGAUGACAAUGAGAAUAAUUCCUUCGUGUACAAGGAUAGCGCGAAGACAAAUGCCAAAAAUUCCCCACCGCCCGUCAAAAAAUCGAGUCAUGGGCAUUCGCAUGACCCGUCGCAAAUGAAUAUGCGCGGAGCUUUCCUUCAUGUGUUGUCGGAUGCCCUUGGAUCGAUCAUUGUGAUCAUCAGUGCAAUGAUUGUUUGGAAAACCGAUUGGAAAUACAAAUAUUACAUGGAUCCCGCGUUAUCGAUCGUUCUCGUCAUCUUGAUUCUCCAUUCUGUGUGGCCUCUGUUACGGGAAUCCGCACUAAUCCUCCUACAAACUGUGCCAACACAUAUACAAGUAGAUGCAAUCCAACAAAGACUGCUGGAGAAAGUCGAUGGCGUACUUGCGGUGCACGAAUUUCACGUUUGGCAAUUGGCGGGCGAUCGAAUUAUUGCUUCAGCUCACAUUAGAUGUCGAAACUUGUCAGAAUACAUGAAAAUUGCGGAAAAAGUAAAGGAAUUUUUCCAUCACGAAGGCAUCCAUUCAACCACAAUCCAACCGGAAUUCGUCGAAAUCGAGUCGUAUAAUUCCUGCAGCGGAUCGGAUGGCGUAUCGACGUGUUUGAAUGUCAGUGCGAGCGAUUGUUGCGAGAUUCCGUGCCCCACAACCGAAAAUUCAAGCUGUGUAAAAGCUACUUGCUGCCAAAAUAAUAACAAAAAUCAACUGCCAUCUCCAAGCAGUUCUCCCCUCUUAUGUCGCCAAAGACCGAAUAAUAGAACUAACAAUAGUAAAGAUGUUGAAACAGGUUCGCUUUUAGAAGAGCAAACGACGAGUUCUGUACCAAAGGAUGCGAAAGAUAACCUCGAUCAAAGCUUGAAAGUUUGACGGACAGAUUUAGUAUUAAAUCUUUAAAAAAAAAUGAACGUAAAAUGUAGA
Molecule: messenger RNA, 1614 nt
Organism: Culicoides brevitarsis
Lineage: Eukaryota; Metazoa; Arthropoda; Insecta; Diptera; Ceratopogonidae
Gene: ZnT63C
Exons: 8
Coding region: 238-1563 (441 amino acids)
Biological process (GO): zinc ion transmembrane transport; intracellular zinc ion homeostasis; detoxification of zinc ion
Cellular component (GO): membrane
Molecular function (GO): zinc ion transmembrane transporter activity
Source: RefSeq, a predicted model, not a curated record